AUGGCAGCUGAGUUUGUGCUUACUUUUGCUGCCCAGGGAGUACUGACCAAGGUCGUUGCACUCGCCACUGAGCAACUCAGUGAUGCUUGGGGAUUCAAAGGAAAACUGGCCAAGCUGGGGGAUUCAUUAUCCCUCAUGCAAAACAUCUUACGUGAUGCUGCGGAGCAACCAACAGAUCGGGGCCACAGCGUCAAAGCUUGGGUGAAGAAACUUAAAGACAUAGCACAAGAUGCUGAUGAUGUGUUGGAUGAAUUCCAAUAUGAAGCUCUUCGUCGUAAACUGGAGCUGCAAAACCACAUGAAGAAAAAGGUACUCAACUUCUUUUCAAUCUCCAAUCCCAUUGCUUUUCGCCUUAAAAUUGGGCAAAAAAUUAAGAACAUCAACCAACUUUUGGUUGAUCUCAGGAGUGAGGCAUCUUUGAUUGGACUGGUUGCAAAACAAAAAGAGGCAACCACCCAAAUUAUGGGGAACAGAGAAACCGUCUCAAGUUUUGAUGAGGAUGAAAAGAUUUUCGGAAGGGAGGAGCUGUUGUCAGAUAUAGUUAAGACUUUGACCAACACCAGCAAUCAUGAAAAUCUUUCCGUUAUGCCCAUUGUGGGAAUGGCAGGCCUUGGAAAGACAACUUUGGCCAAAUCUGUAUACAACGAACCAGAAAUAGAUAAAUCAUUUGACAAAAAAAUAUGGGUCUGUGUAUCUAACGAUUUUGAUGUCAAUUCAAUUUUAAGAAGGAUCUUAGAAAUACUUAACCCCACAAAGGCCAGGAUAGAAAGUCGAGAGGCGUUGCUUAAAAACCUCAAAGAAGAGUUGGUAGGGAAGAGAUAUAUUCUUGUACUUGAUGACGUUUGGAAUGAAGAUCAUUCAAAAUGGAGUAAUCUGAUGAGUUGUUUGUCAAAACUUGGUUCUCACGGAAGCACUGUGAUUGUCACCACCCGUAGUGCCAACGUUGCAUCAAUUACGGAAACAAUUCCUAAUCUCAGGUGUAAUUUGGAUACUCUACAAGAAGAUGAAUGUUGGUCCAUAUUGAAGGAUAGAGCAUUUCCUAAUUACGGUAAUGCUCAUAUAACUCCACAUCAGGAGACAAUUGGAAGGCAAAUUGCAAAAAGGUGUGGUGGUGUACCAUUAGUGGCAAAGGUUUUGGGAAGCAUGUUACGUUCUAGAACUAUUAAUGAAUGGUUGUCAAUUCAAGAAAGUAAAAUAUGGGAAUUAUCCGAAGGCGAGGAUAGAAUCAUGUCAAUUUUGAAGUUGAGUUUUGAUAAUUUGAAAUCAGCAUCUUUAAAACAUUGUUUUGCAUAUUGCUCAAUAUUUAUGAAAGAUUUUGAAAUUGAAAGGGAGAACUUGGUCCAACUGUGGGUGGCCGAAGGAUUGCUGCACUCUUCAAGUAAUCCAAAUCUAGAGAUGGAAGAUAUAGGGAAUGCAUAUUUUAAUAUUCUAUUGCAAAACUCCUUUUUUCAAGAUGUUAUAAAGGAUGAAUAUGGAGUUGUUAUAACAUGCAAGAUGCAUGAUCUUGUGCAUGAUCUUGCAGAACUAGUGUCAAAAUAUGAUAGAGAAGACAAACCUGACAUUCAACAUAUGGCACAGACUCUUAUCAUACCACAAGGAUUUUCAAAAAGCAAUGUUGGGAAAUUGCGGUCCCUAUUUUCAAAUGGUGAAGGCCUUAGCAAUAGCUUGUCAAGUUUUAGUGCUUUACGUGUGUUGAAUUUAUACGAGGCUAAAAUUGUGGAGUUGCCAAGCUCAAUUGGCAGGUUGAAACACCUGAGGUAUUUGGAUGUUUCUGGAACAAGAAUCAAAGAACUUCCAAAAUCUAUUGCCAAGCUUUAUAAUCUGCAGACGUUAAGAAUGUUGGAUACAUGGAAUCUUGGAAGGUUUCCAAAGGAAAUGGAAAAUUUGAUCAACUUGAGGCAUGUUUAUUUCGACGAGGAUAAGGAAGUCCCAUUUGGGAUAAGACGAAUGACUCAUCUACAGACAUUACGUUACUUUACUUUGGAUAGGAAAAGGAAUCAUGAAAUUGGCGAGUUGGGUGGCUUAAACCAAUUAAAAGGUGAACUAACUAUCAGAUCUUUGGAACAAGUGAGGGACAAAGACAAAGCAGAGGAAUCAAAUUUAGGAGGGAAAGCAAAUAUACGAAUUUUGACAUUAGAGUGGGGGUCUUAUAGCCCCAAAAACAACAUGGAGAGUUAUGUACUGGAAGGCCUACAACCAAACCCUAAGCUAGAAAUCUUAGAGAUUGAAAACUUCAUGGGUGUUAAAUUAGCAUCAUGGAUGAUGAGUGGUUUGUUGCUACUUGAUUUGAAAGAGAUCCGAUUAUCCAACUGCAAGGAAUGUGAAGAAGUCCCAUCACUCGGCCAUUUACCACAUCUUAGGCAUGUUGAAUUCCGAGGUAUGGAUAAGCUUAAAUGUGUGGAAGUUGAGUUUUAUGGUUAUAACCAUGUUUACGGUGGUGCAGCGGGUACGAGUACGAAAAGGAUUGAGAUGAGGGCGGCUUUGUUUCCAUCAUUGAAAACGUUAAGUUUUUAUGAUUGCCCAGCUCUAAUUGAAUGGAAGGAAGUCGAUGUGAUUACACCAACAGAUGAGAAAGCAGUUGUGUUUCCCUGCCUUGAGGAGUUGACUCUUUGGAAAUGCAGGGAUUUGAGAAAUGCUCCAAAUCGUUUUCCAUCUCUCCAGAAGUUGUUCAUACAUAAUAGUGACCACGUGAUGCCAAUAGAAAAUAUAUGCAGUCAACUGACCACUCUCACUCACCUUAAAAUUGGUAAAGCCAAAGAGCUUAGUUGUCUGCCAGUAGGGAUGCUGGAAAAGAACCAGAAUCUUCGGUCACUGCUUACUGGCGAUUGUGAAAAGCUUAGCCAUUUACCUGAUGGGCUUCACACACUCUGUCUUCUUGACAUAUUGGAAAUAGCUGAUUGCCCUAAGCUAACAUGCAUUUCAAUUCACAGUCUCACCUCCCUUCGAGGAUUGCAUAUUGAAAAUUGUGGUGGGUCAGCGAAUCUACAGAUGGUUGAUGAGGAGUUCUCUUUAGAUGAUUUGACAAGUUAUGAAUGCAAUGGGUUGAAAAGUAUACUGAUCAGUGGGCUACAGUCUUGUACCUCUCUACAUUGGGUACGUAUCAUAAAUUGUCAAAAUUUGAGGCAUUUACCGGUGGAUGGGCUACAAACCCUCGUCUUUCUUGAGGAGCUGUACAUAGAGGAUUGCACUAAUCUAGAAGCUAUUCCCAGUUUAGACCACCUCACAUCCCUCCAAGAGUUGUCUAUUCGUGGUUGUGAUGGACUCACAAGUCUACCAAGGGGGAUUCAAUCCUGCACAUCUCUUAAAAAAUUGACAAGCAGUAAAUGCCACAAUUUGAUCUCUCUGGCAGAUGUCGAUGUGUCCAGGUUGCAGUCUCUUUCCAAUUUAGAAAUAUUUGAUUGUCGGAAAUUAAAAUAUUUGCCAACCGGGCUACGCUCUCUGAGUUUGGAAAGGAUGAAAAUCGGUAUGUUUUGCGAGGAGCUCGAUUCUUUCCCUGAUUUUGAGCUUCCAUCACAAAUCCGAUGGUUAAAGAUCUCAGGGUGGCCUAAGCUCAAAUCUCUGCCUCAACAGAUUCAACACUUGACUACUUGUCUACAACAUUUGUCUGUAAGGUCUUUCGACAGCAUAGAGGCUUUUCCAGAGUGGUUGGGUAACCUUACAUCUCUUAUCACCCUCCGUACUAAGGAGUGUAAGAAUCUGAUGUAUCUGCCUACCGUUGAAGUUAUGGAACGCCUCACCAAAUUAAGAGAACUAGACAUUGAUGGAUGUCCUCGUCUAGCGGAAAGAUGCGCCAAGGAGAGCGGCCCAGAAUGGCACAAGAUUUGGCACAUCCCAGAUAUUAUAGGGCAAAUGGGUGGAGUUGCUCUUAGGCCACUUCCAACAGCCCCCGAGGGCUCGGGUUGGGGGGGCAAGAGCCCAAAUGCAAGUUUCAGCAACAAAGGCUGGCCCUGGCAGGGUGGGGUCCACGAGCCUAGGCUGGUCCGAAGGCAGGAGGAGCCCGAGCUACAGCCCGAAGGCGCGCUAACGUCAGCAGACACUAUUCCCGUAAAUAGCGUCAGCCCUAGCCCCCCCCUUUGCCAUGACAAGAUUCCCACUGCUAGAAGUGCCCUUAGGGGCAAGCUUUUGGACUUUGGGAGAAAAUGA
Molecule: messenger RNA, 4143 nt
Organism: Prunus armeniaca (apricot)
Lineage: Eukaryota; Viridiplantae; Streptophyta; Magnoliopsida; Rosales; Rosaceae
Source: the annotation of a GenBank genome assembly